Striga asiatica is the source of this 1767-nucleotide messenger RNA. The record is from the annotation of a GenBank genome assembly. Lineage: Eukaryota; Viridiplantae; Streptophyta; Magnoliopsida; Lamiales; Orobanchaceae.
CUGCAAUAAAUUAAUCAACCACCAAAACAAUAACUGUAACUUUCACACAAUUUUUUUGGUUCGGUCAGUUUUUAGUUUUUCUUUACAAAAUUUUCAGCCCCCAUUUGAGAACCUCAGAACUGGGCAGCUAUAACGAAUAUAAUUUUUUUUUAGUUUCGUAAUUUCAUAUACUUAGUGGAGUUAAAAUUGGUAAAUUAUCCGAGUUUGAACUCGGUUACUAGCUCGUUUUGUCAGCUCGGUCGAGCUCAAACUCAACUCGAUUUGACUCGUUUACUUGAUCUCAUGUAGGCUUAAAAAUGAAAAGGAAAUAUACAUUGCAAGUGUUAAAAAUACUUGCAUUAAUUCCUCUAUUUUUCUCCUUUUUUGUAUUUACAUCCUAAUUUACAUUGCAUCUUGAUCCAAAUCAUCACCGAGUACAAAAAUUAUAUGGAGUCAUGGAUGGUUUAGCAAGAAUUUUGGAUUGAAAAGGUAAAACAGACGAAUCAUCAAUAGCUGCACAUGAUAUUUGGAAGCCCUAAUUAGCAGCAGGCCGCCCCAAAACCCCUAAUUCUCGGUGGAGUUGCCAUGUUGGACGAGAAAACUUUUGACGUACAGUUGAAUUUGUUGGCACUUCGAGUCCCACGGGAGCAUUGCAAGCUUGCAACUCGAAUUCUAAAUGGACCACGCAUCAAACCUGUAACAGAAGAUCCAACUUCUGAUAAGAAUCGUUACAUGUUAUUGUCCGAGAGAAUCCAAAUUCCAGAUUUGUCUGAGAUCCCUGAUGAUAAGGUUGAGGAAUUGAAAAGGCUCUUCGAGAUUCAAGUAGUUCCAUAUUCAUUUUACGCUUGGCUAUUCGUACUGGAGUGUAGGUACAUUCUGCCACCUGGGAUUGAAGUACCGUCGUCAUUUGAAACAAUAGGUCACAUUGCCCACCUGAAUAUAGCGGAUGAACUGCUGCCGUAUAAAGAUGUUAUAGCAAAAACCGUUGUCAAUAAAGUUGGGACUAUAACGAAUGAGUUUCGUGUGCCGAAUUUCGAAAUUCUUGCUGGAGAUUGUAACAUGGUUACAGAGGUAAAGCAGUAUGGGGCAACUUUCAAGCUCGAUUAUGGCUUGGUCUAUUGGAAUUCUAGAUUGGAACAUGAGCACUUGAGGUUGAUCUCUAAAUUUGAGGCUAGGGAUACUGUUUGUGAUAUGUUUGCUGGUAUCGGUCCUUUUGCUAUUCCAGCUGCACAAAAGAGAUGCCAAGUGUACGCGAAUGAUUCAAAUCCAGAUAGCAUUCGUUUUCUCAAGAUAAAUGCGGAAAUCAACAAGGUCUCUAAUCUAGUCCGCGCAUACAAUUUAGACGCACGGAAGUUUAUUUCUUCUAUAAUUCAAGUGCCUUGGAGUGAAUGUUGUCCAGAACCUGACAUAGCAAUUUCGAAGACUUCUGAGGAAGAGCUGCAGACGAAUCUUAUCUUCGAAAAUAAGUUAGUAAAUAAAUGUAUAGCUGGAGGAGCUGUAAAAGAAGUUCAAGAUGAGAAUGGUGCGAAUUUGGAGACUAAUGGACAAAUGAAAUCGAAAGAAGAGUCGAGUGUAGGGUCGAACGCAGCAGCGGCAGUGCGGUGCGGCGGUGCAAAGGGGCGACCAAAUCCUAGAGAGAUCCGAUGGCAGAUUCUGAUUGAAGGCCUCCGGGAAAGCGGCCAAGAUCUGCCUUGUUUGCAGCGAUGCGGCUGUGGAAGAUCUUCUCUGGCUUUGCUGGCUUGUUGGGGAUCUGAGGAUCUUGGAUUUUGGAAGAGAAAUACUGAAUGA